AUGAAAGGCGAACCAGUGACCCGCUGUCUGCCGAGAUUACGCAAACGUGCUCGAGCAGAAAAGUGCGGGCACGAGGCCAGCGAUCGAUUGGCGCGGCAGACGCGUAAUCGCGCCGCCGCCGAUUUUGCCUGCUGCGGAAUUCAAGUUCGCUAUCACUGGACGAGCCCGUUGCGUGAAGCUCUAGUCAGAAGCGUGGAGAAACGUGAGAAACUUUGGAAGAAAUAUCCCGUGAUUAGUCAUGAUACCGAUUUGAGAGCAAAACUUUGGGGAGAAGUGGCCGAUGAGCUCAGUGAGCAAUUCGGAGUCCUAAUUGACACUGAGGACAUGAAGAAAACAUGGAAGAAUUUAAAGGAUAACUACUGGCGCAUCAUCAAAACUUUCGACACUGAACCUGAAAGAGCGAAACGUUGGAAGUUCUACGAUGCUAUGCGGUUUAUGGAACGGGCAAACACCGAUGAUUCGCAGAGAUCAUACAAAUCUCAUCCUGAUCCGCAUAGCUUACCAUCCUCUUCCAGAGGCAGACCUAUGUGGGUCAUCACUUUGAGAAAACAAGAGGAAUUUCAUUAA
Messenger RNA from Strongylus vulgaris, 567 nucleotides. Lineage: Eukaryota; Metazoa; Nematoda; Chromadorea; Rhabditida; Strongylidae. The record is from the annotation of a GenBank genome assembly.